UCCGGGGCUCCCGGCGGAGGUCUCCCUGUGGGCCGUAUGGAAGUGGGAUCAGGUGAGUCUUAGAUGGGCAGCGCUAGCUUAUGGAAGGAGCUUCCCAGGAGAGAGCUGCAUGUGUGAAGACCUCGUCAAGAGAGUUCUGCCUGACAGUGGGGCAAAGACUCUUGGAAUUGCAACACCCAGGAAACCUGUCUUAUCUGUCAGUGCAAGAAAGAUUAAAGACAAUGCAGCUGAUUGGCAUAACUUAAUCCUGAAAUGGGAAAGCCUCAGCGAUGCCGGCUUUACCACCGCGAGCAAUAUUGCCAACCUGAAAGUCAGCUUGCUGAGUAAAGAGAAGGUUGAAUUAGAGAGCAGCAGCCCAGCUUCCAGUGAGAAGGAAGAAAAGACAAGUCUGGACUACAGCAAGGAACUUGAAGCGCUGUGUGAGGAGCUGCAGGCCACCUUGGAUGGCUUGACUAAAAUACAAAUGAAAAUGGAAAAGCUGUCUUCAACCACCAAAGGAAUUUGUGAACUAGAAAAUUAUCAUUACCGGGAAGAAAGUAACCGGCCCCCUCUGUUCCACACAUGGCCCACAGCCUUCUUUUAUGAGGUCUCCCGCCGGCUGUCUGACGCAUACAAGAAGGAGCUCCUGCUGAAACACACCAUUGGCGCAGAGCUGGCCCAUACAGCCGACCGCAACCUCAGCCUGACCUACCUGUCCAUGUGGCUGCACCAGCCCUACAUAGACAGUGACAGCAAGCUGCAGCUGGAGAGCAUGCUGCUCGAGACGGGGCACCGGGCCCUGUGACUCCCCUGCCACCUGGCCUGUGAUCACGGCUCGGGGCUCCAGACUGAAGUCAUUUGGAUGGGAACUGUUGUGCCCCAGGGUCCGCCACUGCAACCGCUGCAGACACAGCACUAUGCUCUCCCAGCCUGCCCUGUCCCCGGUCAUCAUGUGAGCACCACUGAAUGGAAUAAAUAGAAAAACGGCUGAGGGGCAUCAUUUUGUAAACAUGGUGCAUGUUACACCUGUGUAGACAACCCUGGUUUCCUGUUUUUACUCUAUACCUAUGCACCUUUUCUGUUUGGUUGGUUGGGUUUUUUUUUGUUGUUUUUUGUUUUUUUUUUUUGUGGUAGUGGAAAUCAAACCCAGAUCUCACACAAGCUGAAUACUUAACCAUUGGGCCACACCCCCAACCGGCGCCUAAAGUUUGGAGAAUGUUCUAGUUCUGUAAUUACAAGUAAAAUCCCAUGGAUACUUGAGGUUUAAAAUCUUAUCACUUUUUAAGAUUUUAUUUUUACUGUAUCUGUGUCUGUGUAUGUAUACAUGUACAGUUGACCAGGGCAGCCACAAAAGGAGUGGAGCCAGAGUUAAAGGUGGCUGGCACCCACCUGACCUUGUUGUUAGGAACCAAACUCUAGUCCUCUGGAAGAGCAGAUCACACUCUCCUAUGGCUGGAGAGACAUAUUAAAUAUAUUCUAUAAUAUAUAUACAUAUAUUAAUAAAUGUAUUUGUAAAUAUAUAUUUUUAAUCCUUUUGAGUAGACUUUGGUGUCAUGGAGAUGAAAACCACUUACCAAGAAUUAUUGCUGUUUGCAUUUGGGACAAGCCAAUAAAAAGACCAGUAAUCACA
Messenger RNA from Mesocricetus auratus (golden hamster), 1609 nucleotides. It is a transcript of the gene Cinp, whose product is annotated as cyclin dependent kinase 2 interacting protein. The record is from RefSeq and is a predicted model, not a curated record. The transcript is spliced from 6 exons. The coding region runs from base 110 to 784 and encodes 224 amino acids. Lineage: Eukaryota; Metazoa; Chordata; Mammalia; Rodentia; Cricetidae.